Messenger RNA from Thlaspi arvense, 1269 nucleotides. NCBI's taxonomy places the organism in Eukaryota, Viridiplantae, Streptophyta, Magnoliopsida, Brassicales, Brassicaceae. The record is from the annotation of a GenBank genome assembly.
AUGGAAGCAGAGCUGAGAAGCAACACCUCCACACCCAUUUCAGUGCAAAGCCCCGGUUUGUUGGGCACCGCCUUAAGAGGCUGUUUGGGCAGCCUUGACGGGGCUUGCAUAGAGAAGCUGCUUCUCCACUGCGCGAGUGCCCUAGAGAGCAACGACGUGACUCUGGCCCAGCAAGUCAUGUGGGUGCUCAACAACGUCGCGUCGGCCUUGGGUGACCCCAACCAGAGGCUCACCUCUUGGUUCUUAAGGGCACUCAUCUCAAGGGCCUCUAGGGUUUACCCCACAUCAAUGAAUUUCAAUACAGGAAAUGCCCUUCAGAGGAGGUUGAUGUCUAUCACCGAGCUCGUGGCUUACGUUGAUCUGAUCCCCUGGCACAGGUUUGGCUUUUGUGCUUCAAAUAGUGCCAUUUUUAGGAUAAUUGAAGGGUACUCGAAAGUUCAUAUAUUAGAUUUUAGUAUUACUUAUUGUAUGCAAUGGCCAACUCUCGUUGAUGUACUUGGUAAAAGGCCAGAAGGGCCUCCUUCGCUUCGGAUCACCGUGCCCUCAGUAAGGCCUCCCGUUCCUCCCUUUCUUAACGUUUCCAGUGAAGAAGUUGGGCUGCGCUUGGCAAAUUUCGCCAGGUCUAGGGAUGUUCUGUUUGAAUUACGCAUGAUUGAAGCAGAUUCGCCGUCAUCAGUUAAAAAUUCUUAUUGCAAUUCACUCUUAAGUAAACUGAAUAUUUUGGACUUAGAUCUCAUGGAUGAUGAGGCUUUGGUCAUCAAUUGCCAAAAUUGGAUCCGCUAUUUGCCGGAAGAGCAUAAAGAUGCUUUUCUUAAUAUAAUUAAAGGCCUUAACCCUCGUAUUAUCAUCAUUGUAGAUGAAGACUGUGAUCUUAACUCAUCAUCAAGUCUUGCUGCAAGGAUUACCAAUGGUUUCAAUUAUUUAUGGAUACCGUUUGAUAGCUUGGAAACUUUCUUGCCCAAGGAGAGUAGCCAGAGGAUAGAAUACGAAGCCGACAUUGGUUAUAAAAUUGAAAACAUUAUUGGAUUCGAAGGGAGCCAAAGGAUUGAGAGGUUAGAGUGUGGGAUUAAGUUGAGCCAGAGGAUGAAUAACAUCGGUUUCUCAAGUGUAGCGUUUGGGGAAGAGAGUGUGAAGGAAGUGAAGGAAUUGCUAGAUGAACAUGCGAGUGGUUGGGGAAUGAAGCAAGACAAUGACAUGUUGGUUCUCACGUGGAAGGGGCACAACUCGGUUUAUGCCACGGCCUGGGUGCCAAAUGGGUAUGAGGAUUGA